AUGCGUAGCUCGCCGAACAUAAUCAUCACUGGAACCCCCGGCGUGGGAAAGACGACUCACUGCGAGCAGCUUGCAUCAAGCACUGGCCUCACCCAUCUCAAUGUCAACAAGGUUGUGAAGGAGCGCGACUGCGAGGAUGGCUUUGAUGAUGAACUUAACAGUGUCAUUGUCGAUGAGGACAAGCUCCUGGAUGCAAUUGAGCCUGAUCUCGAGGCAGGUGGCCAAAUCAUUGACUGGCACGCUUGCGACAUGUUCCCUCAAUCCUUGAUUGAUCUCGUUGUUGUCAUUCGCUGCAACAGCACUAUUCUCUAUGAUCGCCUCAAGGGUCGUGGCUACAGUGACAAGAAACUCGAUGAAAACAUGGACGCCGAAAUCAUGGAGGUUCUUCUACAGGAGGCACGCGAUUCUUAUGACGAGGAGAUUGUCGUCGAGUUGCAGAGCGAUGAUCUUGACCAGAUUGACGAAAACCUCGAGCGCAUUCAAACCUGGAUCGAAAACUGGAAGAAGGAUCACUCUGAGGCAUAA
This is a messenger RNA of Aureobasidium melanogenum CBS 110374, 525 nucleotides long. Its product is annotated as P-loop containing nucleoside triphosphate hydrolase protein. The transcript is spliced from 2 exons. Gene Ontology annotation, cellular component: cytoplasm; nucleus. The coding region runs from base 1 to 525 and encodes 174 amino acids. Lineage: Eukaryota; Fungi; Ascomycota; Dothideomycetes; Dothideales; Saccotheciaceae. Gene Ontology annotation, molecular function: ATP binding; AMP kinase activity; ATP hydrolysis activity. The record is from RefSeq and is a predicted model, not a curated record.